Molecule: messenger RNA, 534 nt
Organism: Quercus lobata
Lineage: Eukaryota; Viridiplantae; Streptophyta; Magnoliopsida; Fagales; Fagaceae
Exons: 2
Coding region: 1-534 (177 amino acids)
Source: RefSeq, a predicted model, not a curated record
AUGGUGUAUCGGAGAACUACCAAGGAAGUUUGGAAGAAGCUUCAAAACAUGUUCUCUCAAGGCAAUGGACCUAGGGUUUAUCAAUUGCAGAAAGAUCUUGCUAGCAUUUCUCAACGGGAACUCACUCUUCUAAUGGGUCUCAAUGAUUCAUUCUCUCACAUUCGAGGUCAAAUUUUGUUGAUGGAUCCCAUUCCUUCUGUUGACAAAGUAUACUCUUUGUUGGUUCAAGAUGAAAGGCAGAGGUCAGUUGGACAUAGCAACAAUGGUCCUUUUGUUGAAUCCACAGCCCUUGCAGCCAAAAUAAUGAAUUUUGGUUCUGGUUCUAAGACUUUCAAGAAAGGAAAGGAGAGGCCUACUUGCAGCCAUUGUGGAUUGCUUGGUCAUACUGUGGAAAAAUGCUACAAAAUCCAUGGAUAUCCUCCUGGAUAUAAAACCAAAGCAAGGGCAAACCAGGUCUCUUCCCUUGAUUCUGUUCAAGAUUCUGUUGCAACACUAACUCCACAGCAUUUUCCUUUCACAAUGGAGCAAUGCUAG